Messenger RNA from Seriola aureovittata, 2189 nucleotides. RefSeq lists its product as uncharacterized. The record is from RefSeq and is a predicted model, not a curated record. The transcript is spliced from 8 exons. NCBI's taxonomy places the organism in Eukaryota, Metazoa, Chordata, Actinopteri, Carangiformes, Carangidae. The coding region runs from base 170 to 2008 and encodes 612 amino acids. Gene Ontology annotation, biological process: double-strand break repair involved in meiotic recombination.
CGUCUCUUGAGUCUACGGCUCAGGUGGGCAGUUGUAGUAUGACCGUGAGAAAACAACUAAUUUAUCACUCGCUACAAGUAUCUGGAAAUUCAUCUAAUCAGGAAUUGGUUAUUUGAACUUCAACAAGUGCACAGGUCAUAUCUUUAACUUUCUUUAUUGAGAAGAGGAGAUGGCCAAAGGGAAAGGAAAGAUAAGCAGCAGCGAUGGCGUAGCUCCAACCCAGCCUCGGUCCCUCAGGUCAAGGAAGAGGGAAUGUCCAAGUGAUGAAGUUUCCCAGACCGACAGUGAUCAGGCUACUCUCCAUCAACAGGACAGGGAAGAAAAUAAUACAACAAUGGUUGGCACACCACUACAGCAUUCCCAGUCCCCUCUGCAGGACGGUGCUCUUAUUACAAAUCAACAGGAUCAGGCAGUCGGACCACCCUGUCUCACCAAACAAGAUGAUUUCAAAGAAGAAAGACAUGCAGAAGAAACAAAUGUGUAUGUAACAAAUGUGAUAGUUAACGCUUUUGAAGGGCAAGAAGAAACCACUGUCACCAGACCCAAUAAUGAUUCUGAGUUGGAGUGCUUUAGAGUACAUAAUGAUAAUGUCACCAACAAGAGUGGGAUGGAGGAAAUAACUCCACAGGAAGGUAUUGGAUCACCAUCUCAAACAUGCACUGAUCAACUCCUGGUCUUCUUGCCAACCUCUGAAGAGGGUGAUGGAUCGUGUGCACCUGCUUUGGUGGAGCAACUAGAUGCAAAGGAUAACUCUCAGUGUAAUUUGGAGAGAAACCAUGAAACCAGCCAGGAAGACACGUCCAACACAUGCAUGGCUGAUGUCAAGGAAAUCACAAAGGAGGCAGAAGCGGGCUUACCGGCCAAAAAAAAGCGAAGGAUGGGCAUGUGUGGUCUGACAGAGAGGGAGCGGAGUCAUUUUUUGCAGACACAAAAGCCUGAAAAAGGGCAGAACAGAAUGGAGAGAGUUGAGAAGCAAAUUUAUAAUAGUAACACAGCUGACCUUGCAGCUCAGGAAGAGAUUAUAUCUUCACUCCUCUGUCCAUCCUCACCUCUAUCCAUCCCAGCAGACCGUAUCACUGAGCAGAGGAAAGCAGAGAUAAAACUUCAGUCCAAUAUCUGUGGAGGGGAUGACAGGGCAGAAACUGAAGUCCACAUCGCUGUCACAACCUCAGACAGUACCGGUACCGUGUGUGAUCCAGGCUGCUCAGAGGGAAAGAGCUGUGAGGCUGAAGGAGGCACAGAGGCUGGUCCAGAACAAACUAGUGAGCCAAAGUCAGAUCAACCCGCACAGGAUGAAGUGGAGGAGCAUUUGGGGAAUCGGGAGCAACAACGGGAACUCGCGGGAAGUACAAGUGAGAUUACGACUCAAACACCUGAGACACAACAAACAAGGAAAGAAGGAGAAGAUCGGUCGACAGAAGUAGACUGUAGUCCUGCUGUCGGUUUAUACACUAACCCAACUCAAAGUGAGGAAUCUGAGAAGAAGGAUGACAGUGAGGCUUCCUCUCUGCAUGUGCAUACAGGGACCAAAACAAGAUCUGAGGGGAAAGAAAAGAUGAUGGCUGAUGCCGAUGUUGGAGUUGAAGCAGAGGGAUCUUCAUCCACAUUCAACCAGCCAGGAGGAUUAAACUGUGGCUCCUUUGAGCUUUGUGAAGCUGCAGGGUCACCUGGCUCAGAAAGGAAAGAGAGUUGUGAUCCUGAUGAUGAACGUGGUCCUUCUACUGAGAACACUGAGCGCACUAAGACCAGGGACACCACUGACCCGUAUGGAUCUGGAAGCUUAGAUUACGUGUCGGACUCGCAGCUGAACACGAUUGUACUGAUUGAGGAGGUGUUGAUGGAGAAGGAGGCAGAUGCUGGUUCCUCAGACUGUCAUGAAGAUGCCACAGACCUGAUCUGUGGGCUCAUCAGAGAACUCUCCUCUCUAAAUCGAAAGGUCAUGGCCACACAUAGGGAGCUGGAGAACCUACGACGUGGCAGUAAAACUCCAAGGAGCUCCAACCGUUGAGAUACCCGCCGUCCUGAGUUUACUGUUGCCCCACUGGUUCAUGGGUAAUGAAGGCACUUGUGGCCUGAUACAAACCUUUAAUAUUUCAUUAUGAAUCUAUUGGAAUGUUGAGUUUAAUGGCUUUGAUGUUUUGGUUCUCCCAAAUUAAAGCUUGCUGUUGUCUAUUAAGUCAGUAAUCUGA